Ceutorhynchus assimilis (cabbage seed weevil) is the source of this 393-nucleotide messenger RNA. Lineage: Eukaryota; Metazoa; Arthropoda; Insecta; Coleoptera; Curculionidae. The record is from the annotation of a GenBank genome assembly.
AUGAGCAGUUCAGAAGAAGAAAUAUCUGCGAUUGCAUGUGCAUUUGAAGCUGAAGAGAAAAUAAAACGAAUUUGGGUCGAUAAAAUAAAUAUAAAUCGGGACGAGUCGCUACCGGCCUCUCCAACAUCAACAUCGUCAUCCCCGCCAGUCCGGCUAACAUUCCGCGCCACACCUGGAGCGGGUAGCCCACCGCGCACGCCCUCAUCGUCUCAGCCAUGGGACGCGGUCUUGCGCGGAGAUACCCUCUACGUGACUCCACCGGGUUAUCUUGCCGAAGGCAGUAGGGAAGCAUUCGUUGCAUUACUUGAGGCCGCCGAGGAUCAGCUCAAGUGCAAACAUGUCGUUGUUGUAAGUAUGCAUAUAUCCGCAUUUGUAGCUUGCUCAACUAAAUAA